AUGACAUCCACCAAAUGUGAUCUACCGUAGAUGUGCGCCGCCAUCACUGCUGCCUCCGCCGCCUCAGUUCUCGAUAGUCGAAUGCUUCAGAGUUUUUUCAAUGCGCAUAUCCACAAGCCUCACAUCAAACAGGUUGGUUCUCUCUUCUCUCACCUCAUAGUUUCCACUACCAAGAGCCGCUUCUUCAUCAGUUCUCUCGCAGACCAUUCAUCACAAUCAUCAUCUUCUUCUUCAGUGAACGAAGAAGCAAUCAAAACCCACGUAGAUUUGUCUGCUAUUGACUGUUCUAGGAUUGUAAAAUCAGUUAUACUGAGAUGUUCACAUCUUUGGGAGACGAACAGUGUUAAGCCCUUUGGUUACUCGUCUCUGAAAGAGCACCUUUUGGGGAUUUCUGACAUAUCGCCCGAAACCACACGUAAAUUUCGGAGGGUUUCGGAGCUGAAACCCGAAGAUGUCCUUGAAAUAUUACUGGGUUUUCAAUUUCAUCGUGAAAAUCCCCAGAUUGAAUCUGGAAAGGUUGAAUCUUUAUGGGGAAUUUUCAAGUGGUCUAAUGAUCAGAAUAAGGGUUUCAAGCAUCUGCCUCAGUCAUGUGAGAUCAUGGCCUCUAUGCUUAUCCGGGUUGGGCUGCUUAGAGAAGUUGAAUCCUUGCUUGCAGAGAUGGAAAGUCGAGGAGUUCUGUUGGAUGGUCAUGAAAUUUUCAGUGAUUUAGUUGAAGGGUAUGUUUGUGUAAGUGAAUCAGAAAGGGCUAUUUCGGUGUAUGAUCAAAUGAGGGGGCGAGGCUUAGUCCCAUCAUUGUCAUGUUACAAUAUUCUUAUUGAUCAUUUAGUUCAAACUAAUGAAAAGCAGUUGGUGUUUCGAGUUUACUUGGAUAUGGUGGAGAUGGGUUUUGAUUUGAGCAACGCAGAAAGGGCUAAUCUUGAGAAUGUCAUUAAGCUACUAUGUAGGGACGGAAAGAUUCGGGAAGGAAGAAGUCUUGUUAAGAAGGUUAUGGGUUUAGGUUUGAACCCUAGUAGUUUAAUCCUUGAUGAGAUUGCUAAUGGGUACUGUGAGAAGAAGGAUUUUGAGGAUGCUCUUAGUUUCUUUGUUGAAAUGAACUGUGCACCCAGUGUUGUAGUUGGCAAUAAGAUUAUGUAUUCUUUAUGCAGAGAUUUUGGCACAGAAAGAGCAGACCUAUUCUUACAGGAAUUGGAGCAUUUAUGUUUCAGUCCUGAUGAAAUAACCUUUGGGAUCCUAAUUAGUUGGUGUUGUCGUGAAGGGAAACUGAAAAAUGCCUUCAUUUAUCUGUCUGAAAUUUUGUCCAGAGACUUAAAACCAGAUAUAUGUUCAUACAAUGCUAUUAUCAGUGGGGUUUUUAAGGAGGGUUUGUGGAAGCAUGCCCAAGAUAUUCUUCAUGAAAUGGUUGACAUGGGGAUAAAACCUGACCUGUUGACGUUUAGAGUUCUUUUAGCAGGUUAUUGUAAAGAUCGACGAUUUGAUGAAGCGAAAGCAACUGUUGGUGAGAUGGUGAAUUAUGGUCUAAUUCAACUCUGUUCACAGGAGGACCCACUUUCUAAAGCCUUCAUGGUUUUGGAGCUUGAUCCUCUGGCCAUUAGGGUAAAAAGGGACAAUGAUGUUGGAUUUUCUAAAACAGAGUUCUUUGACAAUCUUGGGAAUGGACUUUAUUUAGAAACAGACUUAGAUGAGUAUGAAAAGAAAGUAAAUGGGAUUCUUGAAGAUUCAAUGGUUCCUGAUUUUAACUUGCUUAUAACAAGGGCAUGUGCUGGUGGGAAUGUAAAAACUGCAAUGAUGGUGGUAGAUGAAAUGGUUCGUUGGGGGCAAGAGCUGUCUUUGUCUGCCUUCUCAGCAUUACUGAAGGGGCUUUGUGCAUUUUGUUUCUCUAUCAAGGCAGUUACUGGUCUCUUAGAGAAAAUGCCAAAGUUGGUUAAUCAGGUAGACGAGGAAACUCUCAAUUUGCUAGUCCAAACACACUGCAAAAAAGGCUUCAUUGGCAAGGGCAAAAUAAUACUGAAUGGAAUGCUCCAAAGGCAUCUCAGUGUUAAGAGUGAGACAUACGUGGCUCUAUUAGCAGGUUUAUGCAAAAAAGGAAACUCAAGAACCAUCCGAUGUUGCUGGGAUCUUGCAAGAAGAGAUAAAUGGUUACUUGAACUGAAAGAUUGUAAAGUCCUUGUGGGUUGUCUAUGCCAGCAAAAAUUUCUCAAAGAAGCAUUAGAGCUCCUUGAAAGCAUGCUGGUGACCUACCCUCACUUACGCUUAGAUGUUUGCAAUAUGUUCCUUGAAAAGCUUUGUGUUGUGGGGUUUACUAGUAUUGCACAUGCUUUAGUGGAUGAAUUUCUACAGCAGGGCUGCAUCUUGGAUCACACAGCUCAUAGCCAUCUUAUAAGUGGUUUCUGUAAGGAGAAAAGAUUCUCGGAAGCUUUCACAAUAUUUGAGAGUAUGCAAGCUAAGAACUUGGUCCCAUGCUUGGAUGCUUCUAUUCUGUUAAUUCCUCAACUUUGUAGGGCGAAUAGAGUUGAGAAAGCUAUUGCUUUGAAGGACCUUAGUUUGAGGGAACAGUCCAUAGACUCAUUCUCUGUGCAUAGUGCUUUGAUGAAUGGGUUUUGUAAGACAGGGAGAAUUGGAGAAGCAGCCAUUCUAUUUCAGGAUAUGUUGUCAAACGGGCUACUUCCAGAUAUUGAAAUUUGCAACAUGCUGGUUUUUGGAUACUGCCAAGCUAACAGCGUGCAGAAAGUCACUGAGUUAAUUGGUGUUAUGAUAAGAAAGGAUUUAGGCUUCUCAAUCUCAGUGUACCGAAAUGUGGUUCGUCUGUUGUGUAUGAAUGGUAUGGUCCUUCCUUUAUUAAGGAUGAAAGAGCUUAUGCUUAGGGAAAACAACUUUCCGCAUCUGAUUGUUUAUAACAUUCUAAUUUACCAUCUUUUCCAAACAGGGAACAGUUUGCUUGUGAAGGUAAUUUUGGGUGAGUUGCAUAAGAAAGGAUUGCUAUUUGAUGAAGUCACUUAUAAUUUUCUUGUGUACGGGUUUUUGCAAAGUAAAGAUGUGCCAAUUUCUGUGCAGUAUCUGACUGCUAUGAUUUCUAAGGAACUUAGGCCGAGCAGCCGCAACUUGAGGGCAGUAAUAAGCUGCCUCUGUGAUAGUGGGAUGCUUAGAAAGGCCUUGGAGUUGAGUCGAGAAAUGGAAUUAAGAGGCUGGAUUCAUGGUUCAAUUGUUCAAAAUGCAAUUGUUGGGUGCCUUCUUUCUCAUGGUAAGCUUAAAGAAGCAGAAAGCUUUUUAGACAGGAUGGUAGAAAAAGGUUUAAUUCCAGAUAAUAUAAAUUACGAGAGUCUAAUUAGGCAAUUUUGUUGGCAUGGGAGACUGAACAAAGCAGUUGAGCUUCUAAACAUAAUGUUGAAGAAAGGAAACCUCCCAAAUUGUUCUAGUUAUGAUUCUGUAAUCCAAGGUUUCUGCACAGUCAACAGAUUGGAUGAAGCUAUGGAUUUUCAUACCGAGAUGUUGGAUAGGAAGUUAAGGCCAAGCAUCAAAACAUGGGAUGCACUUGCCCAUAAGUUCUGCCAAGAUGGACGAACUGCAGAAGCUGAAAGUUUAUUGGUCUCUAUGGUUCAGAUGGGUGAAACUCCAACCAGGGAGAUGUACACCUCCCUAAUUAACAGGCUCCGCUCUGAGAAUAAUCUCAGCAAGGCAUCUGAGCUCUUGCAGGCAAUGCAACUAAGUGGUCAUGCACCAGACUUUGGGACUCACUGGUCUCUCAUAAGCAACUUAAACCGCUCUAAAGACAAGGACAGUGCAAACCGGGGUUUCUUGUCAAGGCUACUUUCUGAAAGUGGAUUUAGUCGAGGAAAGAGCUCCAAACAAGGGUAAUACAAAAUUGUGCAAUCUGGGUUUCUGAUUUUACCUUCAUUUUUAGCUUAGUUGAUGGAACUGUAAUGUGGGUUUUUUAUUCCCCAAUGAUGUGAAAUGUAGAUGACUGUAAUCCUGCUGAUUCCAGGAAGCGAUGUAUAUAUUAAAUUAAAUAUAAAAAAAUUCAAAUA
Vitis riparia (riverbank grape) is the source of this 4022-nucleotide messenger RNA. RefSeq names its product pentatricopeptide repeat-containing protein At5g15280, mitochondrial. Bases 31 to 3852 code for a protein of 1273 amino acids. NCBI's taxonomy places the organism in Eukaryota, Viridiplantae, Streptophyta, Magnoliopsida, Vitales, Vitaceae. The transcript has a single exon. Gene Ontology annotation, molecular function: protein binding. The record is from RefSeq and is a predicted model, not a curated record.